Molecule: messenger RNA, 916 nt
Organism: Benincasa hispida (wax gourd)
Lineage: Eukaryota; Viridiplantae; Streptophyta; Magnoliopsida; Cucurbitales; Cucurbitaceae
Product: heme oxygenase-like, multi-helical
Cellular component (GO): cytosol
Source: RefSeq, a predicted model, not a curated record
UCCCACGCUUUUUAUUUCACUCGGUUCUUCUUCCUCUCUUCCAAUCUGAAUUUCGAAGCAACGCAAAAAAUGGCGGACCCUAAAACCAGAGCUCAACUCGCCGGAGGAAUGACCGCCACCGACUCAUGGCUCAGAAAGCACCGUCUCAUCUACACGGAGGCCACACGCCAUCCUUUCGUCCUCACCAUUCGCGACGGCACCGUCGAUCUCUCCGCCUUCAGAAUCUGGCUGGAACAGGAGUGCGAAUUUCUAAGAUCAUUCGCGGCAUUCGUCGCAAGUGUGUUAGUGAAAGCAUGGAAAGAAUCGGACGAUCGUGCAGAUGAGGAAGUGAUUCUCGGGAGUUUAGCAUCUCUUAAUGACGAAUUCGCGUGGUUCAAGAAAGAAGCCCUAAAACGAGACAUCAAUUUGACUGAAAUUGUUCCUCAGAAAGCCACGGUUGGCUAUUCCAGGUUUCUGGAGAGUUUGAUGAGGCCGGAAGUGGAAUACACGGUGGCGAUAACGGCGCUUUGGGGGAUAGAAGCGGUGUACCAUGAGAGCUUUGCGUAUUGCUCUGAAGAAGGAACAAAAACGCCAUUGGAAUUGAGAGAAGCUUGUGGAAGAUGGGGGAAUGAAGGAUUUGGGAAGUACUGUAAUAGAUUGAAGGAGAUUGCGGAUAGGAGAUUGGAAAUGGGGAGUGGAGAAGUGAGUAAAAAAGCAGAAGUGGGAUUGUUGAGAGUUCUUGAAUAUGAAGUUGGGUUUUGGAAUAUGAUCCGCCCUCCUCCGCACCGCACUGCUCCGGUCGUCGGAGGGGUUUAAAUGAGAAAAAAAGAAAAAGUUUAAAUACUAUUUUGCGUUUGUAAUGCGAGUUUUAUUACAAUAUGUCUAAUUUUAGUCAAUGACUAAAUUAUAUUAUAAAUACGUUAAAUUAUAUGUGAUA